UCCUUCCAGGAGAACCAAGGAGGGAGCACUGCCUCCAUCUAUGGCAUUUUCUGCCACAGAGACACUGAGACUCAGAAACAUGCUUUCGGAGUGCAGCUCGUUUUUGAAGGGUGCGGUGCUGGGAAGUGUCGUCUGUGCCUUGAUCACGACGCUGGGACACCUUAGGGUUGGUAGCACCGCGGGGAAUAACCACCACAAGCAUCACCACCUGCAAGCUCCUCACAAGGAAGAUGCCUUGAAAAUGUCAGAGGCCAAUAGCAGCUCCCGUGUGUACUGUAUCGUUCUUCUCACACCCAAAUAUUUGCGUCUGUUGGCCGCAGUGAAUGAGACCUGGAUCAAACACUGUGACAAAGCAGAGUUCUUCAGUUCCGAACGUGUUAAAGUAUUUGAGUCAGUUACUUUGGGGGAGGAAGACUGGUGGCUGAUGAAAAAAGCUUAUGUCUACGCCUUUGAUAACUACAAGGACCGAUAUAACUGGUUCUUUCUCGCGUAUCCUUCCACGUUUGCGGUUAUCGAAAACUUAAAGUACUUUCUGUUAAAAAAAGAUUCAUCCCAACCUUUCUAUCUGGGUCACACUGAACAUUCCGGAAAGCUUGAAUAUGUGAGUGUGGAGGGAGGGAUUGUCUUAAGUAUAGAAUCAAUGAAAAGACUCAGCCGCCUUUUCACCGACCCUGUCGGGUGUCCCGAAGAGAGAACAGUCAUUUGGAAGUUCACUGAGGAUGAGCUGCUGGCAGUCUGCCUGAAACAUGAGGGAGUGUUUGCGGAAAACGCUGAAGAUGCCGAAGGAAAAAACCUAUUUAAUACGAAAACGAUUAGGAUGCUUAUUAAAGAGGCAAUGACUGCCUCCCCAAGCAAGAUAGUAGAAGGGUGCUGCUCCGAUGUGGCCAUCACUUUCAGUGGACUGACCCCUCAUCAGUUCCAUGUGAUGAUGUAUGGCGUGUACCGUCUUAGGGCAUUCGGACAUAUUUUCAGUGAUGCAUUGUUUUUUUCACCUCCAAAUGGUUCUGACAAUGACUGAAGAAAAAAAAAAAGU
Meriones unguiculatus (Mongolian gerbil) is the source of this 1033-nucleotide messenger RNA. Its product is annotated as C1GALT1-specific chaperone 1-like. Gene Ontology annotation, molecular function: N-acetylgalactosaminide beta-1,3-galactosyltransferase activity. NCBI's taxonomy places the organism in Eukaryota, Metazoa, Chordata, Mammalia, Rodentia, Muridae. The transcript has a single exon. The record is from RefSeq and is a predicted model, not a curated record. Bases 41 to 1018 code for a protein of 325 amino acids.